UGACGUGGUGGGAACAUCUAGUGUGUACAGCGUCAUCCCAGGCGGAGGAGGAGGCAGUGCACCGUCUCUGCCCUGCUGAGUGUGAGAGACAGGCGCCAUCCGUCAUCAUGGGCAUCCGCAAGAAGACCAGCAAGACCCCGCCGGUGCUGAGCCAUGAGUUCAUCAUCCAGAACCAUGCUGACAUCGUCUCCUGCCUGGCCAUGCUCUUCCUGCUUGGGCUCAUGUUUGAGAUUACAGCAAAAGCAGCAGUUAUGUUUGUCACAUUACAGUAUAAUGUCACCAUUCCAGUAGAAGGUACGCCUGAAGGUGAACCAGUUUCAUUGUAUCACUAUGGUAUCAAGGACGCGGCAACAGUUUUCUUUUAUAUGCUUGUGGCAAUAAUAUUACAUGCUGUCAUACAAGAAUAUGUCCUAGAUAAAAUUAACCGGCGCAUGCACUUCUCCAAGACAAAGCACAGCAAGUUCAAUGAGUCUGGCCAGUUGAGUGCGUUCUACUUUUUCUCUUGCAUAUGGGGAGCGAGCAUCAUUGUCUCAGAGAAUUAUUUCUCAGAUCCCACCAGUUUAUGGAAAGGCUACCCGCACACCUACUUUCCGUUCCAGAUGAAGUUUUUCUAUGUUUCACAACUGGCCUACUGGUUCCAUGCCUUCCCAGAGCUUUAUUUCCAGAAAACAAAGAAGGAAGAUAUCCCUCGUCAGCUGGUGUAUAUUGGACUAUAUAUCUUCCAUAUUACAGGUGCAUAUGUAUUAAACCUAACCCACCUUGGACUUGUUCUGCUGGUUCUUCAUUACUCCGUAGAGUUUCUGUUUCACAUCUCACGACUUUUUUACUUCAGCAAUGAGAAAUACCAGAAAGGGUUUACAUUGUGGGCUGUUCUGUUUGUCCUGGGACGUCUGCUUACCCUCAUACUAUCUGUACUUACUGUUGGGUUUGGACUGACUCGAGCAGAGAACCAGGUUUUGGACAUCAAUACUGGAAAUUUCAACAUUCUAGCAAUCAGAAUCAGUGUGCUGGCAUCUAUUUGCAUAACUCAGGCAUUUAUGAUGUGGAAGUUCAUUAAUUUCCAGCUGAGACGGUGGAGAGAGCACUUAUCCCCACAGCCUUCCCAGAAGAAGAGAACUGUUACUUCUAAGGGCAAGAAAGGAAAAGAAAAUGGCGUUAAUGGAACAGUAACCUCCAAUGGAGCAGAUUCUCCCCGCAGCCGAAAAGAAAAACACUCUUAAAAAGGAAGCAUAAAGUCAUUUUGCAGUUGUUUUACUCUGCUCCCAAAGAGAAGUUGCCUUGUGUUGU
Messenger RNA from Nanorana parkeri, 1287 nucleotides. RefSeq names its product translocation associated membrane protein 1 (gene TRAM1). Gene Ontology annotation, biological process: SRP-dependent cotranslational protein targeting to membrane, translocation; protein insertion into ER membrane. Bases 108 to 1220 code for a protein of 370 amino acids. NCBI's taxonomy places the organism in Eukaryota, Metazoa, Chordata, Amphibia, Anura, Dicroglossidae. The record is from RefSeq and is a predicted model, not a curated record. Gene Ontology annotation, cellular component: endoplasmic reticulum membrane. The transcript has 12 exons.